AAACAGAUUAAAUUAGUUAGGGGGGAAACAAAGAGCCGGAGCAGCGCAUAAAGGCGGAUGCUGGAGAAGAGUGAACACAGCAAACUUCAGCCAGAGUUUCAGUGAGGGAACUUUCGACACAGAAAACAAAAUGCGGGGCCUGUUUUCCACCCUCCUCGUGGUGCUGGUGGCCUUAAUGAUCGUGACAUCAGAGGCUGGGAAAAACAAGAAAGAGAAGAAUAAGGGAGGUAAGGGUGGUGCCGACUGUGCGGAGUGGCUCUAUGGCAGCUGCGUGGCCAAUAACGGCGACUGUGGCCAAGGCAUGAGGGAGGGAACCUGCAAUGAACAGACCAGGAAAGUCAAAUGCAGAGUGCCAUGCAACUGGAAGAAAGAAUUUGGAGCUGACUGCAAGUAUAAGUUUGGUAACUGGGGUGAAUGUGACGCAGCCACGAGCACAAAGAGCCGCACUGGCACUCUGCAGAAGGCUCUCUUCAACGUCGAAUGUCAGCAAACCGUCUCUGUGACCAAACCCUGCACCACCAAGGUCAAAAACAAACCCAAAGGAAAGAAAGGCAAGGGGAAAGGGAACUAAAGGGAGCGAGAGAUCCAGAGGAGCAGUAAACACCCCGUGAUCAUCCGCCAUCUAAACACGGCCUUUUAUAUCUCCACUCUGUGUUGUUCAGCACGAGCGGGACUCGCUCUACAGCCACAAACACAUAGCUUUAGAAGACUAUGACAGAGUAACAGCGGAGUGUUUGACACCUUACAUGACUCUUUCAUGCGCGAGGGCGAUCGGAGAAUAAAAUGCCGUUGUUUAUCGUGUAGUUCAGCCACUCCUCUGCUGUUUCCCCCUCUCUCUCUUUCUCUCUACCAUCUAUCAGCUGUUCACACCUCAGGCCUCUCAUUUGCUAAAGGACAACAAUCAGUAGAACUCAAUCAAACACAUCUAUUUUAUUACUGUUUUACUUACAACAUUUGGUUUUGUAAGAUUUUGUAAUUUACAGGAUUAUAUUACUAGCGGGGUAUAAAAGUAGCAAUUGGAAAGUCACCCAUUUCUUUUUUUGUAUUCUAAACUAUAAAACUAAGGAGUGUUGUUUGAAAUAAAUGAUUUCUCUUUUUCUAUAAAAGUUGUAGUGUAUGUAAAAGUGAAAAUACCCCCUUUUUUCUUUGCUUUCAUAUUGACUGUUACUAACAGAUCUAAGGGUGAAAGAGGGUUGUUGAAAUGCAUGGAGAGGUGACCGUCCCCUCUUGCGCAAACAUUUUUUAUAAGCAUUUAAGAAAAAAAAAAACCCUGAAGUUUUGUUACUGAGCUUUGUGUGUUUUAUGUAGUGUUAACAAAAGGUACAUGAGUGAUGAAAGUUCAUUAUUAAAGACACUUGAGCCCUCUGAAUCUCUCGUUAUGCAGACCGCAUAUGUUUCUUCAUGAAUAUGCAAAGAAUAAUCAUUCCUCUGUAUUCCGGGUCAGUGCGCAUGAGAUCUUUAUUAAGCUUUAUGCAAUAGAAAAAGAACCACACACACACACUUAUGUACACUGGCUCUUUAAGGGCAGUGGUAGACAAGUCCAUUAAUACAGUGUGUUCAUUCCAUCAGGGUAAUAAUCGUUGACUUUGCCCUUCAGCUGGUACAGUUAUAUGAGAGCUUCUCCAUCUAACCCUUAACAAAUGACAUUUUAUAAACAUUCGAAUAGAAAUUUAAGAGACUGGGGCCUAUUUAUAAAAUGUGUGUACACAGAGAUUCUUAGAGUGUACAUGCAGCGAAAUCCUUCACGACGUUAGGAUUUAUUAAAAAGAAUGUGACUUCUUUUUACUUGAACAUUAGUGGUUCUCAGUGUGUUUCUGUUGGUUAGCAAAGAAAGUUUUCUGUACGUAAUUAGAUUACUUAAUUGUUCCCUCUAGGUUAGGAAAACAUUCACAGAAUAUUCUUUAAGUUGUUAUAAUAACACUGCCCUGUAACAUUCUG
Molecule: messenger RNA, 1938 nt
Organism: Danio rerio (zebrafish)
Lineage: Eukaryota; Metazoa; Chordata; Actinopteri; Cypriniformes; Danionidae
Gene: mdka
Product: midkine a
Biological process (GO): signal transduction
Cellular component (GO): extracellular region
Molecular function (GO): growth factor activity
Source: RefSeq, marked provisional